GUCAGGAGGCAGCUUGCUGCUUAAAUACCCAGGGGCAGCGCGGAGGAGAGGAGCUGCGGGCACCCGCUGGGAGGAGGGCAGGGGAUGAGCGCGGCUCCACCGCACCUCGCGUGUUUCACCCAGAGUGAUUCAGUUCCAUAUCUGGACCAUCUGUACAACAACAUAAUAAAAUGAAGGACAAUUUUAUAAAUCAAACAAGAAAGGAACUACCUGAUUCUGAAUCUGCAUGUAAUGGAUAUAACAAUCCCGCUUUCCAGUAUGAAGAAAAACCUGAACAAAAUGACCAUUUAAAGACGACUAAAAAAAAAGAGAAAAAUGAGAAGGCAAAAAAGAAGAUGGUUGGUAUUUUGGAGCUGUUUUACUAUGCUGAUUGGCUGGAUAUCAUUUUGAUGAUAGUGGGCUUGAUUGCAGCUAUGGCGAAUGGGUCUGGAUUGCCACUGAUGAUCAUUGUUUUUGGAGAGAUGACAAACAGUUUUGUGUUGAGUGGCAUGGGAAGAAAUAUCUCUGACGUUGCUAUGCUGGAUAGCUCUACUUGUGCACCAAUUCCAGAUGUAGAUAUAGAAGCUGAAAUGACAAAGUUUGCCUACUAUUAUGUUGCUAUUGGUUCUGCUGUAUUGAUACUGAGCACCAUCCAAGUGUGGACAUUUUUGACUUCGGCUACAAGACAGACAGCAAGAAUCCGACAAAAGUUUUUUUUUGCAGUGCUCCACCAGGAGAUGGCUUGGUUUGACACCACCCAGAUUGGAACCUUGAACACCAGAUUAACAGAUGACAUUAAUACCAUCCAUGAAGGCAUUGGAGACAAGAUCUGUAUAUUUGUACAAUUUUUUGCCACCUUUCUGACAGGCAUUAUUAUAGGAUUUGUCCACGGGUGGAAAUUGACCUUGGUGAUUUUGUCAGUUAGCCCACUACUUGCUGCCUCAGCAGCAGUUUGGUCAAUGCUCUUGGCCUCACUCACUGUAAAAGAGCUGUCUGCUUAUGCUAAAGCAGGAGCAGUAGCAGAAGAAAUUUUGACUGCUAUCAGGACAGUUGUUGCUUUUAAUGGGCAAAAGAAGGCACAAGCAAGAUACGAUGCUAACUUAGAGAAUGCCAGAAGUGUCGGAGUGAAAAAGUCCAUCACCACCAACACAUCUUUGGGUCUCUCUCAGUUUCUUAUAUUUGGAUCCUAUGCUCUUGCAUUUUGGUAUGGAACCAAGCUCACGGUGGAAGAGAGAGAAAACUAUGACAUUGGGAGAGUUUUAAUUGUAUUCUUCUCUGUGCUUCUUGGCGCGUUCUCUCUUGGACAGGCAUCCCCAAACUUGGAGAGUGUUGCCAAUGCACGUGGUGCUGCCUAUGAAGUAUACAAAAUUAUUAAUAAGCCACGUCUUAUAGAUAGCAGUGCCAAAGAAGGAUACAAACCAGAGAGGCUCAUAGGAGAAAUUGAAUUCAAAAAUAUACAUUUUAGUUACCCAUCUAGACCUGAUAUUAGAAUUCUUAGUGGUCUGAGUCUGAAAGUUCAAACAGGAAAGACCAUUGCUCUGGUUGGUUCCAGUGGCUGUGGCAAAAGCACUACAAUCCAGCUUCUGCAGAGAUUCUAUGAUCCAGUCCAAGGAGAGAUUACCUUAGAUGGGCGAGAUAUUCGAACACUUAAUGUCAAGUGGCUAAGAGAAAAUAUUGGCAUUGUGAGCCAGGAGCCUGUCUUGUUUGCAACUACAAUAGCUGAAAAUAUUCGCUAUGGCAGAGAGGAUAUUAGUGAUGUCAAAAUUGAGCAAGCCGCGAAAGAAGCAAAUGCUUUUGAUUUUAUAUCCAGACUGCCUGAUAAAUUUAAUACUCUGGUGGGAGAGAGAGGAGCUCAGCUGAGUGGAGGACAGAAACAACGAAUUGCUAUUGCCCGCGCCCUGGCAAGGAAUCCCAAGAUCCUCCUUCUGGAUGAAGCCACAUCUGCUCUGGAUACUCAGAGUGAAUCCAUAGUGCAGACUGCUCUUGAUAAGGCUAGGGCUGGACGUACCACCAUUGUGAUAGCUCACAGGCUCUCAACAAUCAGGAAUGCUGAUAUUAUUGCUGGGUUUGAGAGAGGCAUGCUUGUUGAACAGGGAACACAUAAUGAACUCAUGGCACAGAAGGGAGUCUACUAUUCUCUUGUAAUGCAGCAGGGUCAUUAUGAAAAUGUUCAUGGUGACGAGAUGUCAGAAGGAGACGAAGAGACAGAAGAUGACGACUAUGAGGAAGCAGAUUUAAAUGAAAUUGGACAACAGAAUUUGACUGAAUGUGGUAGCUUUGAAAAAUUAGGAAUCAUUGAAAAAGGAAGCAUUCAUAAGAGAUCCAGCAGGCAUAAGAGCAGAAAACGCUCUUCUAAGAAAAAGUAUUCUGAAAAGAAGAAGAAAACAAAGGAGAGAGAGGAAGAAAAACUCCCUGCUGUGCCUUACUCCAGAAUUCUGGCUCUGAACAAGCCUGAGUGGUGGUAUAUAUUGUCUGGUGUGAUUGCUGCUGCCAUCUCAGGGGGGGUCUAUCCUGCCUUUGCUGUUAUAUUUGGAAAAAUCAUUGGGGCUUUUCAAGAAACAGACCCUGAUAAGAGGAACAAAAACACUGUGGUGCUUUCUCUUAUGUUUCUUGUGCUGGGAGUGAUCACCUUAGUGACCCACAUCAUCCAAGGAUUCAUGUUUGGAAAGUCUGGGGAAAUCCUAACUAUGAGAUUACGUUCUUUCUCCUUCAAAGCAUUGCUUCAACAGGAUAUUGGGUGGUAUGAUGAUAAUAAAAAUGCUGUAGGAGUUUUGUUAACCAGACUUGCUACAGAUGCAUCCCAAGUCAAAGGGGCUACCGGAAGCCGACUUGGUUUGUCGACUAUGACAGUCUGCACCCUUCUGACUGCCAUCAUUAUUGCUUUUGUAUAUGGCUGGCAGUUAACUUUACUGAUCCUGGCUUGCAUUCCUUUCGUUAUUGCUACAAAUGCUGUAAGAAUUAGCUCUGUGUCUGGUCAUGCAUCAAAAGAUCAAAAAGCUUUGGAAGAAGCUGGAAGAAUUUCAACAGAAGCUGUUGAAAAUAUAAGAACUGUGGCUUCAUUAACUAGAGAAGAGGCAUUUUUUGAGAAGUAUAAUGCAAGUUUGAAUGGUCCAUACAGGGACUCUUUGAAAAAAGCCCCCCUGUAUGGAUUUACCUAUGGAAUAGCCCAGUGUGCAAACUACUUUAUUAAUGCAGCAGUCUUCAGAUUUGGAGCCUGGCUUAUUGCCCAUUGCUAUACCAACUUUGAAAAUGUUUUUAUAGUCUUUUCUUCAGUUAUAUUUGCUGCUAUGAAUGUUGGACAGUCCACAUCUUUAGCACCAGAUUAUGGCAAAGCUAAAAUUUCCGCCCAACGAAUCUUUCGGCUUUUGGAUCAGAAACCUCUGAUUGACAGUUACAGUGAAGAGGGGGAAAAAUUGAGUCACUUUGAUGGUAACAUCGAGUUCAGGGACAUCCAUUUUGUAUAUCCAAACAGACCAGAAGUUCAAGUUUUGCAAGGUCUCAAUGUGAAGGUUAAUAAAGGACAGACUCUUGCAUUAGUAGGAAGCAGCGGCUGUGGCAAAAGCACGUCCAUUCAACUCCUGGAGAGAUUUUAUGACCCGGUGGCAGGACAAGUGCUUGCAGAUGGAUUUGAUACUAAGUCUUUGCAUUUGCCCUGGCUCAGAUCCAAAUUAGGCAUUGUGUCACAGGAGCCUAUUUUGUUUGACUGCAGCAUUGCUGAAAAUAUCCAAUAUGGAGACAACAGUAGGGUGGUUAGUCAGGAGGAAGUUGUAGAGGCAGCUAAAGCAGCAAAUAUUCAUGCCUUCAUUGAAAAUCUGCCAGAGAAAUACAGUACACGAGUAGGUGACAAAGGAGCACAGCUUUCUGGGGGUCAGAAACAAAGAAUAGCAAUUGCUCGUGCUCUGGUUCGUAAGCCAGCAGUUCUCCUUCUGGAUGAAGCCACAUCAGCUCUUGACACAGAAAGUGAAAAGAUUGUCCAGAAAGCCUUGGAUGAUGCCAGGCAGGGCCGAACCUGCAUUGUUAUUGCUCACCGUUUGACAACUGUGCAGAAUGCUGACAUCAUAGCAGUGAUUCAGAAUGGAAAAGUGGUAGAACAGGGGACUCACAGCCAACUGCUUGCAAAAGAGGGACACUACUAUGAACUUGUAAAUGCACAAGUGUCUCAUUAGAUGAAUGCAAGAUUCAUUUUAUUUAUACAAAGAUACAUAGACCUACAACUAAGUUGUAUUAAGGCUGAAAGUGUCCAAGUAUUGUCAUCUUGCACUGUUGAGGUUCAAAACACAGCCAUGCUGGGUAUAAUAAAUUUAGAUAGACUUGUUUUUGAUGUGUGUCAUAGUUUUAAGGUAAGUUCCUUUGAGAGAUGCUAUUUAAUUUUAUACAUUUUUUAUCAUUAGAAAUGUAAAUGUAAAUUGACAUAAUAGACCACGUUUGUUCAUUUAGAAGCUAAACAAAGGGACCUGGGAAUCUUGGGUACACAUGAGUCACCAGUGCAGUGCCCUCAUGAAAAAUGCCAGCACAAUCCUAGGCUGCAUUAUGCAGGGUAUAUCUAGUAGAGACAAAGAUCCCAUUGUACAAGGCAUUGGUAAGACCCAUUUAGAAUACUGUGGGCAAAAAGUUCAAAGAAGAUCAAUAUAAACUGAAAAAAGUUCAAAGGACCACUGAGAAGGUUAGGGGCAUGGAAAUAAGGAAAAAAGAGUAAAGGACCUCAGUUUGUUUAGUUUAGCACAAUGGAGAUUGAGAAGGGAUAUGAUCACUUUAUACCAGUGCUAUGUGAAACAAAUAUUAGGGAAAGUGAAGAGCUGUUUAGGAUGAAAAACAACACCACCAAAUGGCUAUAUGCUGAUUGUGGGUAAUUUGAGAUUUGGAAAUUGGAAGAUGAUUUCUAAUUUCAGAGGAGUAAAGCUUUGGAAUGGUUUUCCAAGCAAAGUAGUGAGGGCAAAAAAUCUGAAUUACUUUUAGAUUGAAUCAGAUACAGUUAGGGAAGGGAUAGUAUAAUAGGGAAGGGAGUUCUGGCACACCAAUCAGUCUCUCACAUGUGAAGUAAUAAAUUGAUAGUCCCCAUAGUGAACAUCAAGGUAACUGUAAAAUAGAAGGUAUCUGGUAAUCCCUUGCCUUGAGGUUUUGCUGGUUGCCAUUUGGAGCCCAGAAGAAUGUUAUCCCCUUUUUGGCUUCUGGCUUGUGGUUUUUGUUUUUUUGGUUGUUUUUGGGGGGGAUGGGGGUUGUUUGUUUGGGUUUUUUUACAUUCAGCUGAGGCACUGAGAUAUUGUGCACAGUAAGGCUAGGGGGAUUUGACCAAAGUGCCCUCAUGUUCCUGACAGUAGUAGAAAUCCAGACAUCUCCAGCUAGAGGAUUUUGCUCUUCUCUUUAGGGUCAUAGCAAUCACCAUAUGUGUGGACAGGGGAGAAUUUUUCCACUAGAUCAAAUUUGCAUGGAUUGUUUUGCCUUUCUAAGGCAUAAGGUUUUGUCCUUUUUAUAAAAUCACUUAGUUGCCUCCCUGUUUUUGUAGUGGCAGGGCAGUGGCAGUCAUGUCCUUUUCACCUUUGGCGUGUUACAGGGUGUUCUUGGUCUUUCCGAUAUUAUUCCUUGGAGUUGUGGAUGAGAACUGUGGGGGUUCCAUCAGUUAACAAUUCUGUACAAACACAAUGGAUUUGGGCUUGAUUAAUCCAGGAAAGUCAAAAGCAAAUCCAGAGUGGGGUAUGGUGAUAGAGUCCCACCGCCCUCAUCGCCUUCCAUCACCUUCGCACCCUGCUUUUCAGUAUCUUGGAUACACUUCUGACAAAAAUACCCCUUCCAGUCCUAAGUUCCUAAACAGCAUUAAAAAGAUUGCUGACCCAAUAGAACGUGGCUCUUCCAAGCCCUUAAAACCAUUUAAAAAAGGCUUUAAGAUGUGGAUCUUCGAUCCAGUCAUCAGAGAUGGCUGCUUCUGGAGCUAUUUAAAAAAUGUGUUUAUCAACAUGCAAUAUCAUAUUUAAACAUUUUUCAUCUUUUUUUAGUUGACUUUUAAAAUUGUUGAUGGAUCCAUAUUUACACAGUUCCACUGCAAUAUUUUAUCAUCUGGGUGUUUUCUACCAGCUGAGGCAUAGAUGUCAUCUCCUCAGGGAGAAGCUCAGGGAGACAUGUCUUUGGUUUACUUUUGGCAACCCUGAAUUGCAGCAUUUUGUUCUUCCAAGGACUAAAUUAAUAUCAUAUUUGGAUUUUGGUUUUGGAGUCUGGAAUAUUUUACAACUUCCAGAUAAAAUUGCUUUACUCAUGACAGCCUGAAAUUUAAAACAACCUCCUUUGCCUUUUUUUUUUAAAUUGCUUUCCAGCAUCUAUAUCUAAGGGUAAUAAAAUACCGAAACAUACAAACUGUGCACUCAAUAUUGCUAAAAUUACAUACAGCCACUUUCUCCUAAUGAGCUUUUUUCAGAGGCCUGCCAGGAUGGGUGAUUUCUCUGUCUCUAAGUCAAGGAACUUCAGUUGAUCUCUCUUCCCAUUUGUAUUUCCUUAUUAUCCUAACUGGUUUCAAAUGUAUCCAUAUUUCUGGUUUUCCUUCUACACUGGAGUCAAAAUGACAAGCAACAGAUUGGUUUUGUGCCUUAUAUUUUAAAGCUCCUUUCUUCUAUAACAGAAAUCUGGGAGAUCCGGGGAGGUUGGAUCCGAGUUCCUGGUUCACACGCAUUUCUGUUAUAGAUCACAAAGAAUCCGUUAUUUAUUCUAAUUGUUUUACAGACAAAAUGAAGCCUCUAAUGAAGAAUGUGAAAAUCAUUCACUAUAAAAAGGGAGAUGCCAAACUUGAAAUAAAUUUAAGGGCAUAUCAUGUAUGAACUAUAACAUCUCUAACUAGCUAAAGGCAUUGCAUAGAUGGAAAGACCUAUUCUUAGCUACAAAGAUAACGGAAAGUACAGGCCAAAGAGCUUGAUUUAAUUGUACAGUGGGCUUCCAAUUUGGUAAUUUUCAUUAGUAUUGGCAAUCUCUUGAUUUGAGGAUGAUUUCUACCAUGGCUCAUUGAUGGGUCUAGAGAUGACUUAAGAGGCCAAACCUUGAGCCACAGGUCCAUCCACAGAAGUUGCAGGUCUUUCUGCAGGGGAGAGUAGGCUGCAGCCUGGGAUUCCUUUCCUUUUCCUUCCUCCAUUCUCUCUUCUCUGCUUCGAAGGCAAAACUCUUUACCUUGAAAUGGACUGGUUGAGGUUGCAAAGCCAUUGGAGUUGGUUGGCAGCUAGCUCCUCCAACACUUGAUGUUGGCAUUUGUUUUCUUGAGGUAUUCCUUCAAUGUGUCCCUGUACUAUUUCCUCUGACUACUAUGAGAUCUCAGUCCAUUACCAAGUUAGGAAUAGAGCAGUUGUCUUGGGAGUUGAGAGUUAGGCAUCCGCACAGUGUCUGGUCCAGCAGUAUUGGUGCUUAAGAAUCACCAACUCAAUGCCAACAACAAUGGCUGCAGCAAGGAUAUUGGCGUUUGUGCAGCCACCUUCCCUUUUUGAUGUGGAGGAUUUUCCAGAGGUAUCUCCAGGCUCUUGAGAUGAUAGCUCACAUCUGUAGAGGAGGUUGGGGAUGAUGACUGCAUUAUAGACCUGGAUCUUGUUGUCAUUCCAGAGAUCACAAUGAAUAAAGACAUGCUGAAGCAGUUUCUCAGAGGAGACACUUCUACAAUGUAGAGGCAAUCACAGAGCAUGAACAAUUCAGUUUUAAAGCUUUUGAAAAGAACUGUGCCAGGGCCUGCCUAAAAUAUGCAAGUUCCUACAACCACUAGAAUUGUGACUUCUGAUCAUGUGUUGUUUCAGAUAGAGGCCAGCAUUACAUAUGAAGUAAAGGGAAGUCAUUAUACAUGUGUCAUUCUUGGCACACUGUUUAACCUGUUCCAUCCCUGUCUUCCAAUAUAACAAUAGCUAUGUAAUCUAAAUCACAUCUCUAUUAGUAAGAAAAAAAAUGAAAUAAGACCUGGAGUUCUCAAAUGUCACACCAUUCCCUAAAUGCCAUUGCUGGCUGUGACAUAAUUCUAAGCCAAAGGAGAUACUGGUAUUUUAUAUAUAUACCCAAAAUGUAUGUUCAUUACUGCUGUAACUUUGUGCAAGGAAAAAAAAAAAGACACUACUCCAUGAAUAUAUCUCAUAUCUUAGAGAAAUCUGGAAAACCUCCAUUUUUAUACAUCUGGCCUUUGAAAUGGUCAUUCAAGGGAGAACAUUUAAUAGGAAAAUGCAAAUAUGAAUAAGGUAACAAAUAUCUGCUCAUCUGGUCUGCAGCAAAACUGCACAUGCUGUCUGUCAAAGAAAUACUAUUAUUCUAUUUAUUUUUUCCAGUUCAAACAUAAUAAAAGACACCAUAUCCCUAGCAAUAAAAGAAGGAAAUCAACCCUAACAUAAAACAGCAAGAUAGCAAGAAAACAAGAAAAUUCCAACCCUUUUCCAGGUUUCCAAAACAGAUCCCACACCACUAAAUGCCUGACAAAUAUAUAGGCUGCACUGAAUGAAUUUAAGCAGAACCUUGUUGCAGACUUUAAUAACAAAUAAUGGCCAAACAUUCUCAGGAACUCUGAGCCUUCAUUCAUUUCUUCCAGCAGAUUAGGUCCAUGAUUCCUCACUUCCCUGGGUUUUCAAUUAUAGAUACAUGUCAUUAAUACUUGUAUAGCUAUCUACAACCUGACUGGGUGUAUGUUAAUGAAAAGGGUUUAUCAUGAAGACUCCAUCCACAGUUAAGUGAAAAAUUUAUGACAAAUACUUAAGAACCAUUUAACUAGGAUGGCCUCAGAAGUUAUUAGUUAGGUUUUGCCUCUUGACAGUGACUGCUAUUUUGUAUGGUAAUGGAUUUAAAGUGCUAUGUUUGUGUGACCAGUCAAAUACCUAAAUCAGUGCUUUCUUGUUUGUAUCAGCAAAAUAUGGAAUUUUUACAAGGUUACCCAAAGAUUGUUCCAACUUCUAUAUAAUGGAGGCCUCUAAUGUGUUUCUUACAACCUCUGCCAACCUCCUCUAUUGUUCCUACCCAGAUUUACCCAACCACUUAAAAAUAUAUUUUCAGGUCUAGACAGAAUGGAGGUAUGGGCCUAAUGAGGUGUCCCAAGCAACAAAGCUAUUAAUUUGGAGGGAGUCCACAAUAUACUUAACCACUCAAUUAUGACUUCAUCUUAUGUUGCUGUUAAUUUUGACUAAAUCUUGGAGUUAGACUUGUCCAUGCAAAUGCAAACUUCAGACAUUGCAAUGAGUAUAGUACAAACUCCUUGAAAACAGCUGCUGAUUCUGGAGCCUUCAAACAGUUAAACACUGUUGUAUUUUUUUUUUAUUUGCAUUAGAGUGUGACCACCCUAAUGGGUGCUUAAGUUUGCUAUUAAUUUAAUAUCCAUGCUGUUUUGGAUUUCCUAUCACAAUUUGCAAGGUGCUAACUGAAUUUAAAUUUUAUCACAAUGUAUUUAUGUUUCAUCUCCUAUACAGUCUAUAUUUUUUUUUAUGUACACUAACCUAAAAAAAUGGUAAAUUGCAUGACUGUGGUGAUGAUCAUGUGGUGAUAUGAAAGACUUUGUUUGGCACCAUCCAUCACAACUCUUAAAUCUUUAGAAACAUUCUUCGUUUUUGAAAACUAAUGUGCUGUUAUUUAGGGGAAAGAUGGAUGUUGGGGCGGGCGAAUGAGGUUGAACAAGUGGAGCUCUUUCAGGUCCCCUGGAAUAAUGUUAAUGUGUCCUUUUAUUUAUUUUAUAAGGAAAAGGUUUAUGGGUCUAAUUAGAAUUAUGAGAGACUUUGUGAAAUUCUACAAAACAAUCUGUGACGGGGAAUAACUAAUCUGUCCAUUCUCAGCAGUAUUUAGCCUGCACUGUAUGGAUGAAUUUUUGUGUGCGUUUGUAAUUGUGAAUUUGUCUGGCUAAUAGAGAGCUUUUAGGGCUCUUGUUAUAUAGCAAGAGUUAGGAAAAUUCCUGUCACACUCAGGAGACAGCCUAUUUAAAUGUUAAUAGGAUGUGGUUUCACCUAAUUAGCAGGGGAAAUAUUAAGAAUGUAUGCAGGUUCAUUAAUGUUUAAUCACCUGACUUUGCUGGAGGGUCUGCAGCAUAACUGCUGUAGGAAAACAGCUACCCUUGUGACAUGGUGUUCUUGAUCUGUGCUAGAACUUACACUGAAGGUAGCAACAAUGCAGAUGCAGCACUGAAACACGAGUACAAAAUGUCCUAGUGUGCCUACACCUAACAAAUCCGCACAUGUAUGAUGGCAAGAAGCAGCUGUACAGUGCCAAGCUGUUCCUGUAGACAAGGAUGAGGCAUUUUGCCAUCUGUUCAUAAAAGCUUUUCAUGCAUGGUGAUAAAAAUGCCUGAGCCCUCUCUGUAGUCCUU
This is a messenger RNA of Alligator sinensis (Chinese alligator), 10264 nucleotides long. RefSeq names its product ATP binding cassette subfamily B member 5 (gene ABCB5). Gene Ontology annotation, biological process: transmembrane transport. Gene Ontology annotation, cellular component: membrane. Gene Ontology annotation, molecular function: ABC-type transporter activity; ATP binding; ATP hydrolysis activity. NCBI's taxonomy places the organism in Eukaryota, Metazoa, Chordata, Crocodylia, Alligatoridae. The coding region runs from base 171 to 4145 and encodes 1324 amino acids. The record is from RefSeq and is a predicted model, not a curated record. The transcript has 29 exons.